UUUGGGAGACAAAAAGUGCUGAAGAGGAAAUGGCAGAAGAGGGAGAAGUGAUCGGUUGUCACACCGUUGAGGCUUGGAACGAGCAGCUUCAAAAGGGAAACGAAUCCAAGAAACUGGUGGUGGCUGUUUUUACUGCUUCAUGGUGUGGACCAUGCCGUAUUAUUUCCCCUAUCUUGGCAGGGCUGGCCAAGAAGCUGCCUAAUAAUGUCAUUUUUCUCAAGGUGGAUGUGGAUGAACUGAAGACUGUUGCAACAGAGUGGGCAGUGGAGGCUAUGCUAACCUUCAUUUUCCUGAAAGAAGGCAAGCCAGUGGACAAGAUUGUGGACGCAAAGAAAGAGGAGCUGCAGCAGAAGAUCACACUGCAUGCUGCUGCAUAAAAUGUUAAUUUCCUUAGUGUUUGAGGAUAUUAUAGAACUUGGGCUUUCUAUGA
Messenger RNA from Telopea speciosissima, 430 nucleotides. Its product is annotated as thioredoxin H-type-like. Lineage: Eukaryota; Viridiplantae; Streptophyta; Magnoliopsida; Proteales; Proteaceae. The transcript is spliced from 2 exons. Bases 30 to 377 code for a protein of 115 amino acids. The record is from RefSeq and is a predicted model, not a curated record.